Molecule: messenger RNA, 1075 nt
Organism: Saccostrea echinata
Lineage: Eukaryota; Metazoa; Mollusca; Bivalvia; Ostreida; Ostreidae
Exons: 6
Coding region: 205-759 (184 amino acids)
Source: RefSeq, a predicted model, not a curated record
UGACGAAAACAAUCCUGUCUUUUGUCAGCACCGUAUGCCAAGGGUUUAUGAGGAGAGUAGCGUAUCAGAAACCCUUGGCUAGCGAAGAUGCAAGCAGAUAAGUCGAUCAUGACCUCUUUUUGACCUCUUUUGCCUCAGUAAACAAAAAGUGUACCGAAGCAACACAUUUUUUGCUUGCUUGCAAUUAACGUACAUGUAGAACCAAUGGAGCAGUUUUCCUGUCUUCGAGCUGUAAUUGUUUUUGUAUUUUUGGUUCACGGCACUCAUGUAUAUGUUACGUGCCGAUUUAGUGCCGGUUUCAGGCUCAAUUACCAUGGACCUUAUACAAUUGGUCAAACGUAUCAUGGAACAUGUAAAGUCGAAUUACCUCCUGAUGAUAAUCUCACAAACUUGGAUGUGUACUGGAAUUUCGGGGAAACCAACUAUUGUCACAACGGCCAAAAAAUAUUGAUAAAUAGAAAAUAUACUUGUGGUGUAAAUACGGUUCAGAAUAAGACUUACUACGACCUGAGAGUCCCAGACCUAACAAUUGAUGAUGGUGGCACAUACUUUUGUCUGGUAAACCAUAUCACUGAAGAAGCCAAUACAACGUUUUCUCAGAAUAUAACAGUCCUGGACCCUUCUAUAACGACACCAGAGGCAGCAACCGUAACAAUUGUAGGUAGCAAAAAAGACACAGGUGGUUCAUCGUCAGUAAAUUACGAACUUCUUUCAACAUUCCUGAUUAUGUUUGCAGGUUCUUUGCCUGAUAUGCAGUAAUCAUACAUCUGCAUGUUCAUUUGCAUAUUUUACGAUCAGACUAUCUUAUAUUUCGAGUCCAGCUACUUUGUUUUUAAACUUGUAGGCAAUUUAAAAGUAGCGACUGCUAUUAUAGCAGUAAUUCGACUGAUGGCAGUUAUGUCUUCGGUAUAUAUGCAUAUUUACUUUAAACAUGUAACAAUGUUAUAUUUGUUUUUUAUUAGAAUUUGCAAUUGUACUUAAAAGAAUUUGUUUUAGUAUCACAUAUGCCCUAUGUAAGACAGUGCCGUGUAAUGUACAUAGACAAGCAAAAAAUAAAGCAUUGUUAUGUCCUCAA